UGGGGGGCGGCCCGAGCAGCGAGUGAGGUGGAAAUGGGACUCCAUUCGGCUGUAAUCAGUGUCAUGUCGGUUUCGUGUAAACUCCGGUGUUCAGACAUCGGAACAAAAUGGCGUCUGCGAGGUAACAGCGGGUUCUCCUCUCCAUCCGAGUUGCUUCUCCUCCCGCGUUUGUUGCCGGUCCUGGAAAGCCGUGCGGUUGGAUCUGCGAACGAUUACUUCUGUACCCGUGGUCAGAAGAUUAACUGAACGCAGCCUUUGGUUUCCAAUGGGUGUUUCAUUUUGACACGUUACAGGUGCCGCCGUUCAGACCCUGUUGUGGUUCAUGUUUCGGUGAAUUAUUUCACUCCUCAGGAAUACCUUUCAGUGAAUGGCAUGGAAUCGAUCCAUCACAAGGAGGAAGAAUAAUUUCUAUGGCCGACAUUCUGCUUGAACAACAUAUUAAUGGUCAACCAUGGUAAAGCUGGCAAACCCACUAUACACUGAGUGGAUUCUUGAAGCCAUUCAGAAGGUUAAAAAGCAAAAACAAAGGCCGUCAGAGGAGAGACUUUGCCACGCAGUGUUGUCUUUGCAUGGACUGGACAGAAAGACUGUUCUGGAACAGUUGGAACUUAGUGUGAAAGAUGGCACUAUACUUAAAGUUACAAACAAAGGACUUUCGUCCUACAAGGAUCCUGAGAAACCUGGACGCUUUACACCCAUUAAGCCUUGCAAUCUUUCGAAAUCCACACAAGGAUGUACGGCGAAAAACUCCAGUGAUAUCUAUAAUGUGGACUGGAAUAAGCUCCUCAAAAGAGCAAUUGAAGGAUUGGGAGAACCAAAUGGUUCUUCACUGAAGAACAUAGAGAAAUACUUGAGAAGCCAAAUUGAUUUGGCCAGUAUUACCUGCAGUUCAUCAUUUCAACAGAGGAUGAGACUAGCUGCCAAACGUGCUGUAAAUAAUGGGAGAUUAUUGAAGGAUGGACCACUUUAUAGAGUGAAUUACGGGAGUGCAGGAGGCAAAGGAACAGCAAAAUAUAACACCUCUUCAUCUCUCCCACCAGUCAAUCUUCUUCCUUAUGAAAAAGAAAGGCCCCGUGCAAAUCCCUUCCCAAUCUGCAGCUUCUGUUUGGGGACAAAGGAGCACAAUCGAGAGAAAAAGCCAGAGGAUCUCAUCUCCUGUGCAGACUGUGGUAGCAGUGGGCACCCAUCAUGUUUAAAAUUCUCUCCAGAAUUAACAGCCCAUGUGAAGACAUUAAGAUGGCAAUGUAUUGAGUGCAAGACUUGCAGUGCCUGUCGAGAUCAAGGGAAAAACGCUGACAACAUGCUUUUUUGUGACUCCUGUGACCGAGGGUUUCACAUGGAGUGUUGUGACCCACCACUCUCCAGAAUGCCAAAAGGAAUGUGGAUCUGUCAAAUUUGCAGACCAAAGAAAAGGGGAAGGAAGCUACUACAUGAAAAAGCUGCACAGAUCAAACGCCGUUAUGCAAAACCAAUAGGACGCCCCCAAAACAGACUAAAGCAAAGAACUGUAUCUGCAGCCAGUGAUGAAGGAUCCAUGACAGUGGACACAGGAAGGGGGUCACCUGGUAGGGGUCAAAAGUCUAAAGUCUGUACCACACCUUCAUCUGGUCACGCUGUGUCUUUGAAGGACUUGAGCAGCAGAUUGACUGAUACAGACCCAACCCUGGCUGGCGCCACUACUUCCACCUCCAUAUUCAAAGUUAACAAGAAAACUAAGGGUCUCAUUGAUGGCCUAACUAAAUUUUUUACACCCUCACCCGAUGGCCGAAAGCCGAGAGGUGAAAUAGUAGACAUUUCAAAACACUAUUGGCAGAAGAAAAAGAGCCCUCUGAAACAAUCUGGCAAUUUUAACUCUAGCAUGUGGUCAACAGGUAUCUCUCAAAAAUUAACCCCACUCUGUCAACCCUCUCCCACAUUCCCUAGUCAGAGCCCCACUUCACACAAAUCCAGCACUUCUACCUCUGCUAACUCCCCCCAAAGUUCUUCCAGCCAGUCAAGUAUACCCUCUCUUAGCAGCCUUCCCAACAGCAGCCAGCUAAAGGGACUCUUUGAUGGACUUUCUCACAUUUAUACAACUCAGGGAGAGCCUCGCAAAAAGGGACUUCCCAAUUAUGCACCACCUAAGCGUAAGCAACAUAGGCCUGAGUUGUCUCCUAGAUCCAAAGCCUGCCCUCAUUUCCGAGAAAAGCAAGGUGUUAGAAGUAGUAGCUUUGUGUCCCCAGCUUUUUCCCGUGGCUGGAGGGCUUCCAGGAGGCACUCCUUUAAAUCUGUUGUGUGUUUCAAACGAACUUCUUUCCUUGUAAAGCACAAAAUAUUAGGCAGAUUAAAAUAUAGAAUGACCCCUCAAAUGGGGACCCCCUCACCAGGGAAGGGGAGCUUGGCGCACGGAAGGAUUAAACGUGAUCAGGACGAUGACAAUGAAGAAAUGAAAAACAUCAAAAAGGAAAGCACAGAGGAACUUGCAGCCAGCCACACAGACAAUGUGACAGAUGAGGACUUGGAGAUGUUCAAGCAAGCACGGGAUCUGUCACUGCAGAAAACUGGAGUUACAAAUACUGUUGACCCACUUGCUCGGUAUCCAUCUGUGAUUGAAUUUGGGAAGUAUGAAAUCCACACUUGGUAUUCUUCACCAUAUCCACAAGAAUAUGCAAGACUACCAAAGCUUUACCUAUGUGAAUUUUGCCUGAAAUACAUGAAGAGUAAGAACAUUUUGCAGAGGCACACAAAAAAAUGUGGCUGGUACCACCCGCCCGCUAAUGAAAUUUACAGAAAAAAGGAUCUGUCUGUGUUUGAGGUUGAUGGAAAUAUAAGCAAGAUCUACUGCCAAAAUCUCUGCCUAUUAGCCAAACUUUUCCUGGACCACAAAACCCUUUACUACGACGUUGAACCAUUCCUUUUCUAUGUGUUGACUAAAAAUGAUGAGAAAGGCUGUCACCUUGUUGGAUACUUUUCAAAGGAAAAGCUUUGCCAGCAGAAGUACAAUGUCUCCUGCAUAAUGAUUAUGCCCCAGUACCAAAGGCAAGGCUUUGGAAGGUUCCUGAUUGAUUUCAGUUACUUACUUUCAAGGCGAGAGGGACAGGCAGGAUCACCUGAAAAGCCACUGUCUGACCUGGGAAGGCUUUCGUACCUUGCAUACUGGAAGAGUGUGGUACUAGAAUACCUGCAGCAGCAUCGUGACAAGCAUAUCAGCAUAAAGGGGAUUAGCAGAGAAACAGGGAUGUGUCCACAUGAUAUUGCCAUGACUCUACAGCAGUUGAGAAUGAUUGACCGGCGAGAUUGCAAAUUUGUUAUCAUUCGACGGGAAAAACUCAUUCAACAACACGUGGAACGAUUGCAAGUUAAUCCACGCAUUAACAAAGUAGACCAAGAAAGCCUUCGAUGGACUCCGUUAGUAGUUUCCAGUGCUGCUGUUUCAGAGGAAGAAAGAGAGGCUGAAAAAGAGGCUGAUCAUCUGAUGGAACAAGCUAGUUGCUGGGAAAAAGAGCAAGAGCUUUAUAGUGAAACGCAGGCCAGUAAGCAUUCAACUCCAAGUGCACCAUGUAAAAAUAGAUUAGUACAGUCUGAAUGUCUUUCUGCCAAUGGUGAACCAGUAAUGAAGUGCACUAAAGAAACUAGUGAAGAAGAUGAUGAUGAUGACAAUGAUGAUCUUCAGCCCAAUUCACCGCCAGUGCUAACAAAACCACAGCUACGAGGACCUAAAAGGAAGAGGCUACCCAUUCACCGAAAGAAGAGGGGUCGCAAGCGCCGAAGACAUAACAGCAGUGUAACUACAGAGACAAUUUCAGAAACAACUGAAGUGUUGCAUGAAGCCUUUGAGAACUCUGAUGAUGAGCGGCAAAUGCCCUGCCUGGAACCUACUUGUGAGGAAGAGGAGAACGAUGAGGAAGAUGAAAAUGAUGAACUAAAGAAUUAUUUCAGGCGUAACAGUCGCAGCUUGGGUUUUGAAAAGCAAAACACAAAUCCAGAAGACGAGCAAGAAGAUCACUGCAAGAGUGCAGACGAAACUCCUGAGAAAGAACAACGUACAGAUAAAGUGAAUGGUGAUAUCUCUUCAAAAGAAAGCAUUGAGGAAAACUCUGUCCACCCUGAGCCUAUAACACGAGUUGUGAAACGCAAAAAAGGUUGGCCAAAGGGAGUGAAGCGUGGUCCAGCUAAAUGGAGACGCAAAGCCGAGAAUAAAACUGGGUUUAAACUCAACUUGUACACUCCGCCAGAGACUCCACUAGAGCCCGACCAACUGGUUACAAUGGAAGAGAGCCAAGUUGUGGUUGAGAAACACAAUGAUUCAGCACCUGUGAUAACUGAGGAAGAAGAACUCGAAGAAGAACCAGAAUCUCCAAAGAAGCCCGACUGCAAAUCGAGUGCAGACGAGCCUUUAGAAGAAGCAACUGAAAAGGAGAAUGGUGAAGUGAACAAAAUGCCUCAGGAAGAAGCUGAAAAUCUAGCAGGUGAGCGUGAGGAAGAGGAGGAAGAGGAGGAACCAAACCAAAAUGAGGAUCAUGAUGCAGACGAUGAGGAUGAUAGCCACAUGGUGUCUACUGAGGUAGGAAAGGAAAAUCCAGAGGAAGAAUUCAAGGAAGAUUCCCAAAGUCAGGAAACCUUUUUGGGGUUAAAUAUUCCCAAUAGCGCGACAGAGCAUAAAGAUGAAAUGGAUCCCCAAAAUGACCGUGUGCCAGAUUCUGAUGAAGAUCAAAUGAACGAUCAAGGUGGGAAUUCAGAGCAUGUACCGGACUCUGAUGAAGAUCACACAGACAACCGGGAUCCAAAAGACAGUGGCCAACAGUCCCCAGAGUUCAGAGCAGAAAACAUUGUAACUGCAGAACUUGAUACAGAGACGGUGCAGGCUGUUCAGUCAUUAACACAAGAAAAUAACGAGCAGGAAAGCAAUGAACAUGAAAGUACCUACCAGGACUGUGCAGAGACACUGGAGGCGUGCAGAAACCUGCAAAAUUAUACUCACACAGAGCAGAGUCCACAAAUGACCACAGUGGAUGACUGUCAUCCAUCAGAUCAUAGCAGUCCCAUUUCAUCUGUUCAUUCCCAUCCUAGCCAAUCUGUUCGCUCUGUCAACAGCCCCAGUGUGCCUGCUCUGGAGAGCAGUUAUGCUCAGAUAAGUCCUGACCAGACUGGCAUUUCUGCACCAUCUUUACAAAACAUCGAAACCAGCCCAAUGAUGGACGUUCCUUCAGUUUCAGACCAUUCGCAACAAGUUGUGGACAGUGGCUUUAGUGACCUAGGCAGCAUUGAGAGCACAACUGAAAACUAUGAGAAUCCUAGCAGCUAUGAUUCUACAAUGGGUGGUAGCAUUUGUGGAAAUAAUUCAGCACAGAACAGUUGCUCUUACAGUAACAUAUCUUCUAGUAGCCUUACUCAGAGUAGCUGUGCCAUGACUCAGCAGAUGACAAACAUUAAUGGUAGUUGUAGCAUGAUGCAGCAAAAUAGCAUCAACUCUCCACCAAACUGCAGUGUUAAAUCUCCGCAGAAUUGUGUAAUCGAAAGACCUCCCAGCAACAAUCAGCAGCAACUCUCACAGUGCAGCAUGUCCACCAGUUUCACACCAGCAAUACAAAUGACAGACAUUUCAGAAACUGGGAACUCAGCUAUCAGCAUCUAUGAAAGGAUGGGCCAGGGUGACUUUGGAACUGGUGGCUAUCAUCAACCAUCUGCCAAUUUCAGCCUGGCCAAACUGCAGCAGCUAACUAAUACAAUCAUGGAUCAUCCAUUGCCUUACAAUCACUCAGCUGCUGUUACUUCCUAUGCAACUAGCGUUUCCCUGUCCUCCCCACAUACAGGCCUUGUCCAGCUUUCACAGUCUCCUCAUUCCUUAGCAGGGGGGCCUCAAGCACAACCUACAAUGACUCCCCCACCUAAUCUAACACCUCCACCAAUGAAUCUGGCAGCACCACAUCUUCAGCGCAGUAUGGCAGCCCCUAAUAUUGGGAUCCCUCAUACCCAAAGAUUGCCCACACAGAUGGCAGCCAAAGGCCAUGUUGCAAUACGUUCCAAGUCGGUGCCCUUACCACCUGCUGCUGCUGCUCACCAGCAGCAGAUCUACAGCCGUGCCUCACCAGCAGUGGCCAUGCAGUCAGCUCCCCGACCUCUGGCAAUGCAGCGUGGCAUGAACAUGGGAGUUAACCUAAUGCCAGCGCCAACUUACAAUGUCAACUCAAUGAACAUGAAUAUGAAUACACUGAAUGCUAUGAAUGGGUACAGGAUGACUCAAUCCAUGAUGAACAGUGGCUACCAUGGAAAUCCUGCUUACAUGAAUCAAACUGCUCAGUAUCCCAUGCAAAUGCAAAUGAGCAUGAUGGGAACUCAGCCAUACAGCCAGCAACCGAUGCAGACCACCCCACACAGCAACAUGAUGUACACACCACCAGCUCACCACAGUUACAUGAACACUGGCAUGCCUAAGCAGUCUUUAAAUGGCUCCUAUAUGAGAAGGUAAUUUUUUGUUGGGCAUAUGAGGUACUAAAAGGAAAUUCUGCCUGGCUGAGUGCAAGAAAUCCAUUUCUGGAUUUGAUGGCUGAAUUGUCAAUAGAAAACAAUUUUAAAGAAAUUAUUAAUGGCACUUUGCAUUCAAUCUGUUGACAGAAGGAAGCCUUAUUUAUUUUUUUUUAAAAAUCAACAUCGGAUGGGGUAUUGUUAUCUUUGUUGUUCAACUGUACCUUUCCUUUCUGUGCUUGGCUUGAACAGAGUAUGUCUUAGAAAGAAAUAUGGAGAUUGAGGCUUGAAAAAUUCGAUAAGAAUGAAUACUGCAUUUAUACGCAGUAACUGCCAUGCAAUGGAAACUUUAAAUGUGCCUAAUUGCCCAUAGAAAGGAUUUUGAAAGUUAUAAAAUAGUGAAGCGGAAAGCUCAAAUGGUGGACGGCUUUACCAGACUUGUGGCUGGAACUCGGAUGCUUUCGUUCUUUGGACUUCUGUUAUUAUACAAGUGUAUUGGAUUUUGUUGAGCUGAUGCCUAAUUCAGCAUGCAGCAGAACAUCAUUGGAAUUUGUUUGUGACAGUGUGUCCUUUAGUAAAACAAAAAUGUGUUGUGUUUAACAGCAAGCCAUUUCUUAUGUUUUGCCUUUAUUAGGUUUUACUAGCUUUGAAGUCAAAUGAAAACUAUAUUUUUGUUAAUUCUGAGAUUGUAAAAAUUAUAAAAGCUAGACCUUGAGUUCAUUUGGCAGUUUUGAAGGGGUUACUUGCAAAAUGUUAAGUGUAAAAUUGAAAUAUUUCUUUUUUGUAACCUUUCUUUCCUUCAGUGAGGCAGCUUUAUAAAUGCAAAGUAUUCAGUUUGACAAAUGAAGACACAAAUUUGGUUUAACAGCAUAUCUGAAUAUUUGUACCUGUCAGUCUCAUUUAAAGCGUAGCUUUUCCUCCAAGUUCAGUCAGCAGCUGAACAUGCUGUCGUAUAUGUUCAGAGUUAUGUUGGCCCAAUGAUAACCACCUUGAACUAUUCAUUGGCAUUCCAUCAGUAGAUUUUUCUAUCUUUAGAGAAUAUCGAAGUUAUAUUUUAACAAGAGCUUAGAACUGUAGUGUGUGAAUAGACCAACAUAAGCUUACAAAACGCAUGUAAAAAGCAAAAGUAUUUGUGACUGUUUAUAUUUCUUCCUUUUUGUAGCCUUUGUACUUGUACAUGGUGACUGUAAGGACUGAGAGGAAAAAGCUGGAUACAUGUAUAAAAUAGGACGCAAACAAGUGAGAUGCACUUGUAUUUAUCAGUUAUCUUUCUAGUGAGUCACCUCAAAGGACGCUGUACAUUUUAACAUGGAAUAAAUUAUGUUGAGCCAUUUCCA
This is a messenger RNA of Callorhinchus milii (elephant shark), 7781 nucleotides long. It is a transcript of the gene kat6b, whose product is annotated as K(lysine) acetyltransferase 6B. Gene Ontology annotation, cellular component: nucleosome; MOZ/MORF histone acetyltransferase complex. Gene Ontology annotation, biological process: regulation of DNA-templated transcription; nucleosome assembly. The transcript has 17 exons. The record is from RefSeq and is a predicted model, not a curated record. Gene Ontology annotation, molecular function: histone acetyltransferase activity; DNA binding. Bases 452 to 6448 code for a protein of 1998 amino acids. NCBI's taxonomy places the organism in Eukaryota, Metazoa, Chordata, Chondrichthyes, Chimaeriformes, Callorhinchidae.